AUGGCCGACACCAGGGAAGACAUGCAAAUGGACAUGCAGGAAAUUGAGCAAGAGACAUCACCCUCGGACGUCUUUAUGGCGCCUUCAAUUCACAAGCCGGACAUCCUAACAGGAAAAUCAUAUUCCCACUUUUCCCCCAUACCGUCGCAGAUUGCGGACGACAUGUCGAAGGAAUGCGUGCUGGGCGUUGACGAAGCCGGGCGAGGCCCUGUUCUAGGCCCGAUGGUCUACGCACUCCUCUACCUCCCGAUUGAGCUCCAACAGUCCCUUCUUGCCGACACCCACCACUUCAAUGACUCCAAAGUCCUGACGCCCCAGGUCCGCUCUUCCCUCAUGCGCAAACUAUGCACAAGGGAUACAGACCUCCAUGCCUCCUGCGGCUGGGCAACGCGACUUCUCUCCGCGCGUGAUAUCUCCGCCAAUAUGCUGGCUCCAAAUCAAUACAACCUCAACGCACAAGCUAUGGAUGCUACGAUAGCCUUAAUCAAAGAGGUGCUCGCAAAAGGUGUUAACGUGAAAGAAAUCUACAUCGACACCAUCGGCAGACCCGAAACCUACCAGAAGAAGCUCGAGCGCAUAUGGCCUACAAUCCAAAUCACUGUGGCCAAGAAAGCGGACAGUCUGUACCCCGUCGUAUCAGCAGCCUCGGUCUGCGCCAAAGUGACCCGUGACGCGGCGUUGGAUGUAUGCUAUGAGCCGUACCAAACUUCGACGGAAAAUGAAGAUGCGGUCGCGACCGAUGCAAAGGGAGAAAUUGUAUGGGGCUCGGGCUAUCCCUCUGAUGCCCGGACAUCGACAUGGCUGAAGGCAAACAUGGACCCCGUGUUCGGUUGGGGCAGUGAAUGUCGCUUCUCCUGGAGCACUGCAAAGGAACUGCUCGAAGGCAAGAACGCAGAUGUGAACGUCGAGUGGCCGGCCGAAGAUGACGGUAAUGGUUUGCGCAUGACUGAUUUCUUCAAAGGAGAAGAUGGAGACGAGCUUGUGGACUGGUUUGGAAUGCGCGUUACAGAGGAGAUGGAAGUUUUCUGA
Lindgomyces ingoldianus is the source of this 1029-nucleotide messenger RNA. RefSeq lists its product as uncharacterized. Gene Ontology annotation, biological process: mismatch repair; DNA replication, removal of RNA primer. Gene Ontology annotation, molecular function: RNA-DNA hybrid ribonuclease activity; RNA binding. NCBI's taxonomy places the organism in Eukaryota, Fungi, Ascomycota, Dothideomycetes, Pleosporales, Lindgomycetaceae. The transcript has 2 exons. Gene Ontology annotation, cellular component: ribonuclease H2 complex. The record is from RefSeq and is a predicted model, not a curated record. The coding region runs from base 1 to 1029 and encodes 342 amino acids.